CACAUAUAAGCCCUGUCUCCAGGCAGCAGGAGAGCCUCAGGGAGCCUGGCCACCAUGUGGAUGCUGGUGCCCGUGGCUUUUGCUGGAAAGCUGCUGAGCGCUUUCAGGAAGCCCCUGCGCUCCCUCUGGAGCAGCCUGGUCCCCUGGGUCCUCUGGCUCAGGGCCACACUCUGGCUACCAGGGGGCCAGAGCGCCUGGCCACCGCAGCCGGGCCGGGGAGAACCGCAGGAGAGCAGAGGGGAUGGCGGGCAGGGCCCGGACCAGCCCACCACCCCCACCAGCGUCAACUACCAUUUCACCCGCCAGUGCAACUACAAGUGUGGCUUCUGCUUCCACACGGCCAAGACGUCCUUCGUGCUGCCCCUGGAUGAGGCCAAGCGAGGGCUGCGGCUGCUGCAGGAAGCCGGGAUGGAGAAGAUCAACUUUUCGGGGGGAGAGCCAUUCAUUCAUGACCGGGGCGAGUACCUGGGCCAGCUGGUGAGGUUCUGCAAGGAGGAGCUAAGGCUGCCCAGCGUGAGCAUCGUCAGCAACGGGAGCCUGAUCCGGGAGCGCUGGUUCAGGACUUACGGUGAAUAUUUGGACAUCCUUGCCAUCUCCUGUGACAGCUUUGAUGAACAAGUCAACGUCCUCAUUGGUCGUGGCCAAGGAAAGAAGAACCACGUGGAGAAUCUUCAAAAACUGAGGACAUGGUGUAGAGAUUAUAGAGUGGCCUUCAAAAUAAAUUCUGUCAUUAAUCGAUUCAACGUGGAUGAGGAUAUGAGGGAGCAGAUUAAAGCCCUGAACCCGGUCCGCUGGAAAGUCUUCCAAUGUCUCCUCAUUGAGGGGGAGAAUUCUGGAGAAGACGCCUUGAGAGAAGCGCAACAAUUCAUCAUCAGCGAUGAAGAAUUUGAAGGAUUCUUAGACCGCCACAAAGACGUGUCCUGCUUGGUGCCCGAGUCUAACCAGAAGAUGAAAGAUUCCUACCUUAUUCUGGAUGAGUAUAUGCGCUUCCUGAAUUGUAGGAACGGGCGGAAGGAUCCUUCCAAGUCCAUCCUGGAUGUUGGCGUAGAAGAAGCUAUAAAAUUCAGUGGAUUUGAUGAAAAGAUGUUUCUAAAGCGAGGAGGCAAAUACGUGUGGAGCAAGGCAGACCUGAAGCUGGACUGGUAGAUCCGGAAGUGGACCCAGCCCUCAACCCGCCCGCGGGGACGCUGGCUCAGACCUGAGGUGUGCUGGCCGUGCUCAGCAGUAAUUCCUGCUGCAUUUCUCAACGGCCCCCAAUCCCAUCUUCUGUUGCACCUGCUACCUGAUUCUCCACGGUAAAUCCUGGAUCACCAAGAUCCAUAGAUCAGGCAAAACCCUUAACUUUAGUUAAUUAGCUUAUUUAGGAUUUAGUUUUUUGAGCAGGGUUUUCUGCGACUCCCGUGUUCCCAAUUUGGAAGCUAUUUUUAUCAGACCUUUCAUUUGAUAGAGUUGGGGGCUUUGUGUUUGUUUGUUUUUUUGUUUUGGUUUUGGUUUUUUGUUUUUUGUUUUUUUGCUAAAUGUUGAGAUGGCAAUUUUCACAUCUAGAACAACGACACAAUCCCUCCCCUGGUUAGUCUGCCCACUGUAACUCUGUCCUUUCUGCCUUCAUACCAUCGUGGUCUUGGAC
This is a messenger RNA of Leopardus geoffroyi (Geoffroy's cat), 1627 nucleotides long. RefSeq names its product radical S-adenosyl methionine domain containing 2 (gene RSAD2). Lineage: Eukaryota; Metazoa; Chordata; Mammalia; Carnivora; Felidae. Gene Ontology annotation, biological process: defense response to virus; positive regulation of immune response. Gene Ontology annotation, cellular component: endoplasmic reticulum; mitochondrion; endoplasmic reticulum membrane. Gene Ontology annotation, molecular function: 4 iron, 4 sulfur cluster binding; catalytic activity. The coding region runs from base 55 to 1146 and encodes 363 amino acids. The record is from RefSeq and is a predicted model, not a curated record. The transcript has 6 exons.